GCGUGUUUUGCUCCAGCCCGGACCGCUCUUCACGUGGAGUGCAGAGCCUCUGUGUGUGUGUCAGUCAGUCUAACUCACAGACACGACCUACGAACCGAGCGAUCCACGCACUUUGACAAAGAAACACAACUAUGGCCUUCAGGAAGUUCCUGCCCUUGUUCGACCGGGUACUGGUGGAGCGCUUUGCCGCAGAGACCGUCACCAAGGGAGGCAUCAUGCUGCCGGAGAAGUCCCAGGGCAAAGUCCUACAGGCUACCGUGCUGGCAGUGGGACCAGGAAACAGGACAAAGGACUUCUAUAACUGGCCCGAUGAAUCCUUCGAGGAGAUGGACAGCACUCUGGCUGUGCAACAGUACAUCCAGCAGAAUAUCCGCACAGACUGCUCCAACAUCGACAAGAUCCUCGAGCCACCAGAGGGGCAGGACGAGGGUGUCUGGAAAUACGAACACCUCAGACAGUUCUGCCUGGAGCUCAAUGGACUGGCUGUCAAGCUGCAGAGUGAGUGUCACCCCGACAGCUGCACACAGAUGACAGCCACAGAGCAGUGGAUCUUCCUUUGCGCUGCCCACAAAACCCCCAAAGAGUGCCCAGCCAUCGAUUACACCAGACACACGCUGGAUGGAGCCGCCUGCCUUUUAAACAGUAACAAAUACUUCCCCAGCAGGGUCAGCAUUAAGGAGUCAUCUGUAGCGAAGCUGGGCUCAGUGUGUCGCAGGAUCUAUAGAAUAUUCUCUCACGCCUAUUUCCACCACCGGCAGAUAUUCGACAAGUAUGAGAACGAGACGUUUCUGUGCCACCGCUUCACGCGCUUUGUGAUGAAGUACAAUCUCAUGUCGAAGGACAACCUGAUCGUGCCCAUCCUGGAGGAGGAGGUGCAGAACGCUGCUUCAGGGGAGAGCGAGGCGUGACCCGCAGCCACUACUGGAAACAAGCAAAACAAUGUCUUGCUCUUCUGUAUAAAACAAUGUCCCACUCUUCUGUACCUCCAAAACAAUGUCUCCCUCUUCUGUACAAAACAAUGUCCCGCUCUUCAGUACAAAAGUGUCUCCCUCUUCUGUACAAAACAAUGUCCCGCUCUUCUUUCACCUGUUUCAAUCAUGUAGCCACACUGUUGCUUCUUUGUUUAGCAUUUUGUACCUUUUUGUGUCUUUUAGCUCUUUAAAAACAGGUUAAGUUAUUAUUGGCUAACUGUGUAAAAGCCAUCAGCGAGGCCUUCGUGGUUUUUAAAUGGACUACAUUUUCUGUUAUUAUUAUUAUUAUUAUUAUUAUUUUUAUUAUUUCUUUAUCUGUUAAUAAAAAUGAAUUAGUUGCCCAAAAC
Messenger RNA from Polyodon spathula (Mississippi paddlefish), 1318 nucleotides. Its product is annotated as MOB-like protein phocein. Gene Ontology annotation, cellular component: cytoplasm; mitochondrial matrix. The record is from RefSeq and is a predicted model, not a curated record. The coding region runs from base 132 to 908 and encodes 258 amino acids. NCBI's taxonomy places the organism in Eukaryota, Metazoa, Chordata, Actinopteri, Acipenseriformes, Polyodontidae. The transcript is spliced from 9 exons. Gene Ontology annotation, molecular function: protein-folding chaperone binding; metal ion binding; ATP binding.